AUCCGAGUUGUCACUUGUCAAUUUAAGCGAUUGUUCCAUGUAAAAUAGUAACCACGUUUGCCUUACGUAUUGUUUUUAUAAGGUUUUUUACCACUGAAUACUUUACUUUUAUUAAAAACAUGGGUAAACUAGAUGUAGCUAUUUUGCGAUAUUUAACGCCAGAGGAUUUUCGUGUCUUAACUGCGGUGGAAAUGGGUAUGAAGAACCAUGAAAUGGUGCCGGGAUCUUUGGUUGCAUCUAUAGCUAACUUGCGCCACGGCGGAGUACACAAGCUUAUGAAAGAUUUGUGUAAACACAGACUUUUGACUUAUGAACGUGGUAAACAUUAUGACGGCUAUCGUCUUACAAAUGCUGGCUAUGACUACUUAGCAUUGAAGGCUCUUACAAAUAGAAAGGUGAUUGCGUCGUUUGGUAACCAGAUUGGAGUUGGCAAAGAGUCCAAUAUAUAUACUGUAGCUGAUGAAGAUAGGAAUCCUUUGUGCUUGAAGCUCCACAGAUUAGGUAGAACUUGUUUUCGAAACAUUAAAGACAAGCGAGACUACCAUGCUCACCGCAAUAAAGCCUCCUGGCUCUACCUCUCACGCAUAUCUGCGACCAAGGAAUUUGCGUAUAUGAAGGCAUUGUAUGAUCGCGAAUUUCCUGUACCGAAGCCGAUCGAUUUCAACAGACAUUGUGUUGUUAUGGAGCUUGUUACUGGUGGACCAAUGACACAUGUAACUGCAGUAGAAGAUGUCGAAGGAUUAUAUGAUGAGCUGAUGUCUUUGAUCGUACGAUUGGGUAACUGUGGCGUCAUACACGGAGACUUCAACGAAUUUAACAUAAUGAUAGACAAGGAUGGACAUCCAAUAAUUAUCGAUUUCCCACAAAUGGUUUCCACAAUGCACCACAACGCUGAACUGUACUUUGAUCGCGACGUGAAAUGCGUUCGAGAAUUUUUCAAGAGACGUUUCGGAUACGAGAGCAGCCUGUACCCGCGCUUCGGCGACCUGCAGCGCGACGAGCGGCUCGACCACGAGGUGGCGUGCUCCGGGUACCGCCGCUCGCCCCGCCACGACGACGAGCUGCUGCAGGAAAUGGGUAUUGGUCUUCAAAUAAGUGACGAUGAAACCAGUAGCGCUGAAGAGGAGAAUCAGGAACCGGAACAGACAUCAAAAUAUACUGAAAAUGAAAUCACGACACUCAGACUUGAGGUGGAAGCUUCAAUACAACGAGAUGAAACUCCAUUAUUACAUAACGUUAUAAACAACACCGGAAGUUUAUCGAUAAAUGAUAAAGUCGAAACCGAAGAAAUACCAACAUUAGUGUCAACUGAAGCAAAUGCAGAUAAUAAAAACGCAGAAACAGACAAAACUACACAGAAAUAUAGACUGGCUAUGAUCGAGAAAGCUUUAUCGGAUGUUAGAUCAUCCAGAUCUUAUACGUCAGCGAGUACGAUAGCACCAGAAGUAGUAAAACAACAGGUUAAGAAGAAUCUAGAAGCGAGAGAGAAGAGGAUGGAAAGAAAGAAGGCGAUAGCCAAGGGUGAAGCGAGCGCUGUGACGAGACAGAGGAGAGAUAAUAAAGAGACUAUUAGAGAGAGUCACGGCCUGUGGGGUUGGGCGGAGUGAUUGAUCAAUCACUAUCAGCUUAUGAUUUCGUUAUAACUCAGAAAUAUUUACAAUAUGAUUUUUGACAUUGAAAAUAUAAAUAGUUCCAUACAAAUGAAAAAUUAAAUUUGUAUAUUAAAUGUUAUUUGUAUAUCGAGUAAAUAUAUAUUUUAAAAAUA
Molecule: messenger RNA, 1765 nt
Organism: Nymphalis io (European peacock)
Lineage: Eukaryota; Metazoa; Arthropoda; Insecta; Lepidoptera; Nymphalidae
Gene: RIOK2
Product: serine/threonine-protein kinase RIO2
Exons: 8
Coding region: 120-1607 (495 amino acids)
Biological process (GO): maturation of SSU-rRNA; protein phosphorylation
Cellular component (GO): cytosol; preribosome, small subunit precursor; nucleus
Molecular function (GO): protein serine/threonine kinase activity; ATP binding
Source: RefSeq, a predicted model, not a curated record